CUUCAAGUUUCGUACAACAUAUUCAUAGAAAGAUGUCACUUAAUUUCGACAAAAAACUCAUGAAAGUUGCUGAUGAAUUUGCCGAUUUCGACCUUUUAAAGACAAAGAACCAACCUGGUCCUCAUUUUCGGACUCAAGAGACAGAAUCCAUGUUCAUCCUCAGUGUCCAACUCCAAGGUUAUAAACGAACACAUAUAAAGGUUGAGAGAAACAAAGAUGGGAAUAUCACAAUACAUGGCGAAAAACCAUUUCAAGAUACAUUGAUGGUUGGAGGAAAAGUCAUAAAGAAAGAUAUCAAAAUGCAUGGAUUCCGAAAACCAUUCAAAAUCCCACAAGGGGUUGUUUUGGAUAAAGUUAAAGCUAGGUUCAAUGAAGACAACUCAGAACUUGUAAUUCGAAUCCCAAAAGCUACAAAAGGCUUCAUCGGGAUUGGAAUUGAGGAGUUGAAAACAAAAGAAAUCCCAUCAGAAUCCACAGAACUAUUACAUAUUUAUUCCAAUGGAGAGUUGUCAGAGCAAGAAAUUGAAGAGAAAAAUGUUCAAGAUUUCACACAAAAUGUAAAAGAAGAACAAGUUGAAACUAAUGAUGGUGAAAGCAAAGAGCAUGAUAGCCAAGAACCAAAAUUGCCACAAAGGAGGUUCAAUAUAUGCACUCCAGUCGUGUUUGGAUCCACUAUCUUUGUGUCUCUCAUCGUAUUGGUUUUCCACUUGGUCCAAUCUAAAAAACCAAUAAAACAACAAAAGAAAACAGAUGAAGAUUAGUUUAAAAGUAGCCUUUAUUAACG
Messenger RNA from Lactuca virosa, 784 nucleotides. The record is from the annotation of a GenBank genome assembly. Lineage: Eukaryota; Viridiplantae; Streptophyta; Magnoliopsida; Asterales; Asteraceae.